Molecule: messenger RNA, 552 nt
Organism: Perognathus longimembris pacificus (Pacific pocket mouse)
Lineage: Eukaryota; Metazoa; Chordata; Mammalia; Rodentia; Heteromyidae
Gene: Smim33
Product: small integral membrane protein 33
Exons: 3
Coding region: 1-552 (183 amino acids)
Source: RefSeq, a predicted model, not a curated record
AUGCGCGCGGGAAAGAGCCGGGAGGGCGUGUGCGGAGGGCGUGUGCGGAGGGCGUGGGCCCCGCAGACGUGGCAGCUCGGAGUAGGGGUGCCAGGGCAGCGAGCACUGCUUUACCCAGCUGCCAUCCAGCCUCAAAGGAGCCCUGUGGAAGUCCUGGACGAUGCACCAGGUCACCAUGCCUGGCCUUCUCCAGCUGUGAAUGGCUCACUGGGACAGGAGCCCCAGAAGCAGCUGCCCGAGGUGCUAGGUGGGGUCUGGGAGCCCCCUCCUGAGGACGGGCUGCCGCUGCUCACCGUCAUCAUCGCUGCCUUCGUCCUGCUGGCGGUCUGUAUCGUGGUGGCAGUCCACAUCGGGCCAAAGCUGCACCAAGGCCGUGCCACUCUUCCUACAGAGCCACCAGCCUCAAAGGCGAAGGAUGGCAUCGAUCUCAUCCACUGGCGGCUCCUGGGCCCCCAGGACACUCAGAAAGAAGUCCAGCAAAGCCCUCCCGUCCCUGGCUCUGACCCUGCACCAGGGCCCAGGCCCAGCAUCGGGGAAGACACAUAUCUGUAG